GUGAAGAUGCCUUCGCUUGAGUGAUUCUUGAAGGUGGUAAAAGCUGCCAUAGAAAGAUCCAGAACUGAGAUCUGUUGUUCCAGGCGGCUUGAAGUGUGGCAGGAGGCUGGACACUCCAAACCUCAAAAAGCACAAGCCACACAGUUAGUUACACAGUGCAGCCUCAUCAAGCCUCAGCUUCUUUUCAGCUUGUUAUUACUGCUACUCUUCGCUGGCACGAGCUUUCGGUUGCGAACACACACAAGUCUGACUGGCAACAACCAUCAACAUACUCGAGUAGUUUAUUUCCAAAACCAAUCCCACCCAGUCCUCGAGUAGAUCUCAUAAUCUGGAGCAUCUGCAGCCCAUUAGUAGCAAGAAACCACAGCACAGCAACCAUGUACAACAGCAACGAUACCACUAUCUUCAACCUGAACACCAAGUUGGUCUCUCUUAUGGUAAAGGGAGACAAUGGCGGAGCCGCUGUUCAAUUACAGCACACAACGAUUGCCCUCCAGGGCCUGUUGAGUGAUCUCCAGAGCCAGCCUCAUCGAACUGAAAUGAUGGAUGAUGUUCUUUACGAAGAUCCUCAGCAUGACCUGUUGCUUCCGCAACAUCCCCUUGCACUUGUAUUCCUGUCCACUGCUAAUGACUUGCCAUCCAACAAUGAGAUUGGUGGUGUUCUUCCGUUCUUCAACAAGGCUGUGUUUGUACAGGGCAGCCACCCCAUGCUACCACUGACAAGCCGAUUCCAAUUGGCCGCCUCUGUCGUUUACAACACGGCGCUCUUCUUUCACAAGGAAGCACUGCGAACCGGUGAGAACCGGUUGGUACACAAGAGCAUAGAAUUCUAUAACCUGGCACAAGACUUACUGGAGCGAUUGGAAGGAUCAAGACACGACGAUGGUACAAUCGUGCUGUGCCUCGCUGUAUGGAACAAUCUGGGUCAUGCUCAAAUGCUUCUGGCCAACUACAGACAAGCACAGCAAUGCACCGAACAAAUGCAAUUCGUCCUGGAACAUGCCGUACUGGACGAUGCAGACGGCGUACAAGAUGUUGGAGAUUUCUUCUUGACGGCUUCGCUUGGCACUCUCAACAACCAUGCUGCCACAACAGCUACUUGUUCUGGCUUUAACAUCUGCCCUGCUGCCUAGCUCACUUCUUGCGAGGUUCAAUGGGAUGGCUCCUUGCCCAGUGCCCAUUAUUUGCUAGCACGCACAUGUAUGUAUGCAUGAAUGUAUGUAAAUAUUAUGAGUAACUCCUUCUGGAUCAUCAUACCGUACUUU
Messenger RNA from Seminavis robusta, 1265 nucleotides. The record is from the annotation of a GenBank genome assembly. NCBI's taxonomy places the organism in Eukaryota, Bacillariophyta, Bacillariophyceae, Naviculales, Naviculaceae.